Messenger RNA from Morone saxatilis (striped sea-bass), 5854 nucleotides. Its product is annotated as protocadherin Fat 3-like. Lineage: Eukaryota; Metazoa; Chordata; Actinopteri; Moronidae. Gene Ontology annotation, molecular function: calcium ion binding. Gene Ontology annotation, cellular component: plasma membrane; cell-cell junction. Gene Ontology annotation, biological process: homophilic cell-cell adhesion. Bases 1 to 3720 code for a protein of 1239 amino acids. The record is from RefSeq and is a predicted model, not a curated record. The transcript is spliced from 14 exons.
AUGCCCGUUUGUUCCGCAUACAACCCCGACCCUGGGACAAUCUACAACUGCCCAGAGCCUGGACCCCACCCGAAGCCUGUUCCCAGCUAUUCAUUGGCUAUCAGAGCUCUGGAUAGUGGAAUCCCACCCAUGUCAUCCACUGUGAUGGUCAACAUAGAUAUCUCUGACAUCAAUGACAACCCCCCCACCUUCUCCCCGGCCAACCUCAUUACUGUCAUACAGGAAAACAAGCCGAUUGGCACCAGCAUCCUGCAGUUGUCAAUCACAGAUCUGGACUCUUCCCACAAUGGCCCACCCUUUGACUUCCACCUCCUGUCAGGAAACGAAGGUGGAGAGUUUGUGCUAGAUAAAGAUGGAACACUUGUGGCCAAUCAAGUAUUCAGGAGGGACCUGGCAACUGAAUAUGUUAUUCAGAUACAGGUAACAGACUCAGGAAAGCCUCGUCUGUCCUCCUCUUCUAUGCUGACAGUCAGGGUAAUUGAGGAGAGCCUCCACCGGCCAGUGGCAUUUCCACUAGAAGUUCAUAUUGUCACUAUGGAGGAUGAAUUUCCUGGUGGUGUGAUUGGCCAGCUGCACGCCACCGACGCUGACCCUUAUGAUGCACUGACAUUUGGCCAUGCCCCCCCAGUCCAGCGCAGUCUCUUUAAGAUCAGUCCUCGUGAUGGGAAGAUCAUCGCCCUGGGUGGGUUAGAUGCAGGCAGGUACUCCCUCAAUGCCAGUGUUAGUGAUGGCCGCUUCGCCGUGCCUGUGCCAGUGAGCGUGCACGUGGAGCAGGCAACACCAGAGAUGCUACAUGAGGCGGUGACAGUACGCUUUGAGAGUGUGGCACCACAAGAUUUUGUGGGGUUGCACCUGAAGAGUGUGUUGAAGGUACUGCAGCAGGCCGCCACUUCACAGCAGCAAGACACGCUGCACCUGCUUAGUCUGCAGCCAGUUGGCGGGACACAACAGUUGGACAUGCUCAUUGCCGUGGAAAGAGCAGGGGACGGGUACUACAAGGCCGCCUAUCUCACCCAGAAACUCAGUGCAUCACGGCGGCAGCUGGAAGAGGUCCUCAGAGUGUCAGCUAUCUUAGACAAGAACUGUUCGGGGCUGGAGUGCCGCGGGGCACAGUGCGAACAGAGUAUCAUCCUGGACUCUCACAACCUGGCUACAUACAGCACGCCACGGGUCAGCUUUGUCUCACCACGUUUCCACCGGACCUCACGCUGCACAUGCAACGAUGCCAGCUGUGCUCUCCUGUCAGAGCAGUGUGAGGACCAACCAUGUCCAGCAGACAUGCAGUGUGUUUCAAUUGAGGCCAAUAGAGGGCGCUAUGCAUGCCAGUGUCCACCAGGCAAACUAGGAGAGUGUGCAGGUCAUUCGUCUCUGAGUUUUUCGGGUAACAGCUACAUCAAGUACAGACUGUCUGACCGGCUGCAGACGGAGCUGAAACUCAGCCUGAGGAUCAGAACACUGCAGAGCCGAGGAAUCAUCAUGUACACACACACUGAACCCUGCACUGUGCUCAAGCUGGAGGAGGGGAAGCUGUGGUUCCAGCUGGCCUGUAGCCUUGGCGAUGGUGUUGGUGAAGGUGGUGACAGUCCGGACAUGUUGGGCAUCUCUGGCCGACGUAUCAAUGAUGGCAGCUGGCACACUGUGGCAUUGGAGCUGAACCGCAACUUCAGCAGUCUAGCGCUGGAUGACAGCUACAUUGAGCGGCGCCAUGGACCUCCAUUUAUACGACCACUUGCUCCGGACAGAACCAUCUACUUUGGAGCACUGGUGCAGAACCCUCACUCUCGCAGCCUUGUGGACUCCCAGAAAGACCCGCAGGUGCUUGAGGGUUUCCAGGGCUGCUUGGACUCAGUCAUGCUGAACAACAACGAGCUGCCACUACAGAACAAACGCUCGCGCUAUGCAGAGGUGGUAGGACUGACAGAGAUGAAACUGGGCUGCAUCCUCUAUCCUGAUGCCUGCCUGCAGCAGCCCUGCCGUAAUGGAGCGACUUGCACCAGCCUGCCCUCUGGUGGGUUCUCAUGCAGCUGUAACCCCCAGUACACCGGAGGACGCUGUGAGAUGGAGAUUACAGCCUGUGUUCCCAACCCGUGUCAGAACAGUGGUGCGUGCAAGCCAAUCGGCAAUGCCUUCCUCUGCAGUUGCAGGAGAGGCUUCAAGGGUCUGACCUGUGAAGAAGAUGUGAAUGAAUGCGACCGCAACAAUCCAGAGGGUGAGUGUGAAAACGGUGGCGUCUGCGUCAACACUCACGGUUCCUUCUACUGUAACUGCACAGCGGGCUUCGUGGGCCAGCGCUGUAGCCUGCGGCCUGUUGUCGUCCCCGACAUGCAGGCAGGUCACGCUGUCGUGGGUAAAGAGGAACUGAUCGGCAUUGCUGUGGUGCUUUUUGUUAUCAUCACCCUCAUCAUCCUCUUUAUUGCUUUUCGCAAGAAGGUUUUUCAGAAGAAUUACUCACGGAACAACCUGUCUCUGGUCCAGGACCCAGCCACUGCAGCACUCCUUAACAAGGCCAACGGUGUUCAGUUUAAGACCUUACACUGCACACCAGGAGACCCUCUCAACCUGUAUGCAGAGUCAGGGCUGGGGCCCACCAUGGUGGGGGUUGGUGGGAUGAUGGGACCUCCACAAGUCCCUGUGAGGCCCAUGGCAUACACACCCUGUUUCCAAGGAGACCCGCGGUCCACACUGGAGAAGGUGGUGGAUGGGCGCGGUGUAGAGCAUACAGAGAUGAGCACCUUUCACCCCGAGUCACCAAGGAUCCUGUCAGGAACAACCAGGAGGGGAGUGGUGGUGUGCAGUGUGGCCCCCAACCUGCCGCCAGUGUCGCCCUGUCGCUCAGACUGCGACUCCAUACGCAAGAGCCCAUGGGACAGUGAUGAGGGUAAGAUGGUUGACAUGGCAGAAGAAGUAACUUGUUUCUCAGGGAGCAACAAAGGCAGUAACUCAGAGGUCCAAUCACUGAGCUCCUUCCAGUCUGACUCCUGUGAUGACAAUGCCUCCAUAGUGACCGUCAUUCGACUGGUCAAUGAUGCAGUCGACACAAUCGAAAGUGAAGUGUCAGUUAUGGACCACGGUCAAACCUACAACAGAGCAUAUCACUGGGACACAUCAGACUGGAUGCCGAGCACCAGACUCUCAGACAUUGAAGAGGUGCCGAACUACGAAGCAGGUCCUGGUAGUGAUGUUGCAGGCUCAGCUCCCCGCCUUGGAGGAAGCACCCGUGAACUGGAGUCAGACUACUACCUGGGAGGUUAUGACAUUGACAGCGACUACCCCCCUCCCCACGUAGAAGAGUUAUUGAGCCAAGACCAGCUGCCACCUCCGCUGCCCUUAGGUGAGGACUAUCCUGAACCCUAUACGCCAAUGUCUGCCAACCUGCCUGUCUCAACGGAGAGCACCCUGAGCUCUAGCAGCACUGGGCAUCAGCAUGCCAGGCCACACUUCCACCCCAGCCAAUACCUGCCUCCACACCAGUUGCCCCUUGGGGAAGGGCCCCACGGGGACUUCAACACUUCAGUUGGUGUGGUAACCGCAGGAAGUGGGGACACUGAUGACUCUUUGUCGCUAAAUAUGCGACUGUCUGUUGGUGCAUCAUCAGCCUCAGACGUGUCAGCUCCAUGCGGGCUGGAUGACUCUGAACAUGGCAGCGACUUUGACAGUAUGGAUGAGCUUCGUCGAGGGGUGACCAUCAUCACUGACUCACAGCAACAGACUGAGGUGUGAAUGAUUGACUAGUACAGGGAUUCUGUCGGGUCUAUAAUGGGACAGAAGGAGCAUAGCAUUGGUGCAGAUGACAGUAAAAGCAGAUGUUAUCACAGGGGAAGAAAUGCUUUGUCAGCAAUGCUAGGUACUGCUACAACCACAGACAUUGUCAGUAACAAUGACAUUAAAACUGCAAAUUUAAAACCGCAUUUCACUUGUUCUACAUACUAUUCUCCCAUGCAACUCGGUCCAGAAAUGGAAAUGUUUUAACAUUAAAUCAAACUGUGUUGUCAGUCCUGUCCCUGCUGUGCUGAGCAAUCAGAAGUGUCCUUCCUGUUCCAAUAGGGAUUUGUAACGUGAAAAGAAAAAGGUAGAGAAUGUAAAUGAGGAAGACUAAUUCAAAUGAGACUAAAACAGAUGUGGUAGAGAAAAUCAGACAAAAGAGAAGGGACAAUCAUGUAAGUGAAAGCAUUGUUUUGUUCCCUGCUCCUUUACAGAAGCCCAUCAGACAACUUCUUUCUAAGAAAAAAAAAGAUACAAAUCCCCACGUUUCUUUUUUCCUCCUUGAUUUGUAAACUUUGUAGUGCUCUGAGCUUGUACAGACUUUGUAAAAUAGUACGACCUUACUGGUGAAUAAGUAUGAAACAGUGUUGUGGCCACAUUUCAAAAAGCCAUUGUUUUAAUGUGGAAUGUGCUUGUUCCUUUCCCAAAAAAUCAAUCCUCCACAUCAAGCCAUGACAUUUCAACCAUCCUUCAACCAGCCAAGAGAUGCUGUAGGUUUUAAUGCAUUUAAGGUGUUAUCUCAACUUCACAAGCAAUUGUCUUAUCAAACCACAGUAUUUACAUUGUUGUCUUUUAAGACUACUAUGGGAUAAAUAUUUAAUUCUAAUAUUACCUCAAAAUAGUUUUAAGGUGAUCAGGACUCAAGUCAGGAUAACAGUCUAUCAACUAUCAUUGCGUAUCCAACUCUAUUAUUUCAGACUGGAGAGGGAGGUUUGAUAUCAACAUUAACUUUUUGUUUUAUCUCAUUAAUAAAUGUUAUUAGCCGAUGAUAACAGUGGUGGUGGAAGACUUCAGUUACAUUUUUAGGUACUUCUACUUUUGUAUUUUCUUGUAUGCAACUUUUACUUCACCACACUUGACUGGAGGGAAAGUACUCCCAGUACUUUUUUAUAGUAACAAUAUGAACUAUAAUAGUAGAAACAUGACUAAAAAUAAUAAUGACGAUGACAGCAAUAAUAAUAAUAAUAAUAAUAAUAAUAAUAAAAGCAGUGAGCUAGUCAAGUAGGAGGCACAAUCUGAUUGAGGCACAACCACAAUACAUGGGAACAUGUGAGACAACAAAGCACAAACAACCACAACAUAGUUUGUUGAAUUGCAAAGAUGACAUAAUUAAGACAUGAUCAUGACAAAAUAGUUUAUCUUCAGAGAUAGUAGAAGACGUAGUAAUGUUACAAGACAAAUCCUAAAAGUGCAUAUUAGUAACCACAGCCACUCUUCACAUUGGACAUUUUAUGUUAUUGAAUUGCACUACUGAUUAGGUAUUCGCUAUGUUCUAAAAUCCUACAAGCCUUGGUGGUGGUAUGUCAUUCUAAUUAUUCAAUCAAGAGGAAAAUAGAUUUUUUAAUUUGUUUUACCCCAUUUGUUUGACCUGUUUAAUGUAACACCACUAUUCUCAAAAAAUAAUGCGGAGCAGCAACCUUUUCAAUAUAAUAGCAUUCCAGUGUUUUCUGUUACUUUGUAGCAUUUUCACCAUAACUGCAGACAGAAGUCAAACCCUUAUCCAGGUCACUAAUGGCGUUUCCAUCUGGCCUCCAGACUGCUUCAAAUCGUCACUGUCUGGUACUAUAAUAUGCCUGAUCUAUUCGGGCAUGCAGCUCUUUUUUUCUUUGUAAAAGAUGUAUCUUUGUGUUUAAAUCUCUGUACAGUGUAUAUAGCUAGGUUGUUAAAAUGCAGAUUUUGUAGAUAUGGAAUUGCAAAUCCUGAACUGCCUUUUCUUUGUUUUAUUUGACUGUUGGAUGUGAAUGUGGACAAUAAGAGACUUUGGGAUACCAAUUAUUUUCACAUUAUUCCUCCUCUGCCACUGACUGACUGAAUGCCAUUUCAAUGUUAUAGGUGAAUUUUGCACAAUAUUAAAUACAGACAUUACAUCCCA